Messenger RNA from Eremothecium gossypii ATCC 10895, 1116 nucleotides. It is a transcript of the gene ARC40, whose product is annotated as Arc40p. Gene Ontology annotation, molecular function: actin filament binding. NCBI's taxonomy places the organism in Eukaryota, Fungi, Ascomycota, Saccharomycetes, Saccharomycetales, Saccharomycetaceae. Gene Ontology annotation, biological process: Arp2/3 complex-mediated actin nucleation. Gene Ontology annotation, cellular component: Arp2/3 protein complex; actin cytoskeleton. The transcript has a single exon. The coding region runs from base 1 to 1116 and encodes 371 amino acids. The record is from RefSeq and is marked provisional.
AUGUCGUCGAUUGUGGCAAAUUACAAGCUGGUUAAAGCGCCAAUCUACUCGCACUGCUUCAAUGCCGACAGAACGCUGCUGGCCAUUACGUGCGACACAGACUGCUACGUGUAUCGGAUUGGAGCAGGCCAUCCGAAGCUAGUUGCGAUCCUGGCAGACCACGACAAGACGGUGACCGCGGUGGACAUAUCGAUUCAUGGGCGUAUUGUGACGUGCUCGCAGGACCGCAACGCCAUUGUGUGGGAACCGCUGUCGGACGGGAGCUACAAGCCCACGCUAGUGCUGUUGCGGAUCAACCGCGCAGCGACUUGUGUGUCUUGGGCGCCCAACGGGUACAAGUUUGCGGUUGGUUCGUCCGCGCGGAUCAUCUCUGUCUGCUACUACGAGCACGAUAACGACUGGUGGGUGUCUAAGCACAUCAAGAAGCCGAUCAAGUCGACGAUCAACGCGCUUUCAUGGCACGAGAACGGCGUGCUCCUCGCUGCGGGCGGCACGGACGGGUACCUGCGCGUGUUCUCCGGGUACAUCAAGGGCCUCGACCAGAAGGAGCAGGUGGCGGGGUCGCCGUGGGGGGACAAGUUCCCGUUCGGCGCCGUCAUCCGGGAGUGGUACCACGGCGCAUGGAUCCACGACGUGCAGUGGCGGUCGCAGCAGGAGCGCCUGGCGUACGUCACGCACGACGGCCUGCUGGCUGUCGUGGACCACGCCGGCGAGCAUGCUAUGGUGGAGAACCCGGGCGGGCUGCCCUUCAAGACGCUGCUGUGGGCCAGUGACCGCUCGAUCCUCUGUGGCGGCUUCUCGUGCCACCCCGUGCUCUUCGCUGAGACGGCAACGGGCUGGAAGUUCGCCAAGAACCUGGACGAGGCUGCGCCCGUGCCCCGCUCCCAGCGCGCGACGCCCGACGACGGCGACGACGACGACGACGGCACCUUCGGCAUGUCCGCGCUCAAGAAGUUCAAGGAACUGGACCUCAAGGGCAAGAUUAGCGCCCAGCAGGACCGCUCCACGCACGAAAACACAAUCACCCGCUUCUUCCCCUUCGCGGAAGUAGCCGGCCAGCUGUCCCAGGUCUCCUCAUCCGGUCUGGACGGCAAGAUUGUUAUCUACCAGUUGUAG